Molecule: messenger RNA, 240 nt
Organism: Symbiodinium pilosum
Lineage: Eukaryota; Dinophyceae; Suessiales; Symbiodiniaceae
Source: the annotation of a GenBank genome assembly
UUCUAUAGCAUGGGCAAGACCAACACGCUCAAAGAGAUCGGCGCGAAGAUGGACAAGCUCUCAGACUCUCAUAGGCGCCAUCAUGGAAGGUGCGAGAGCUUUUGUCGCCCAGAGAGUGCACCCCCUGGCAUUGACAAUCUCUACCUCACCGGGCGAGGCGGUAUGUUGGGAAAUUCUCUGCGCGCAGGUGACUGUUACAGGACGACGAAGCACAAUGAUUUCUGGGAUUACCGCUUCACG